Lottia gigantea (owl limpet) is the source of this 777-nucleotide messenger RNA. RefSeq lists its product as hypothetical. The transcript has a single exon. The annotation marks the transcript as partial. NCBI's taxonomy places the organism in Eukaryota, Metazoa, Mollusca, Gastropoda, Lottiidae. The record is from RefSeq and is a predicted model, not a curated record.
AUUUUAUGGCAUAAGAACGACUUUAGUUCCAGAGAUCCUUUGGAUGGGUUCUAUAGUUUACCUAAAGGACAUUUUGAUGAAGAUUCCUUAUCCGUAGUGAAAGAUCCAGCCGGAGGCAAUGGUAAUGUCAUGAAGAUUUUCAUCGAAAAAGGCCACUACAUCAAAAUAAGGGGACACCGGGGAGCACAAUUUUAUACAAAUCUUGUCUCCCCAAUGGAUUCGAUGACAUUGAGUUAUGACGUCUAUUUUGAAAAAGGUAUGGACUUUGUCAUCGGAGGUAAAUUACCAGGUAUGUAUGGUGGAGCCACAAAUUGUACUGGUGGACGUCACUCUGAUGCCUGUUUGACUACCAGAUUUAUGUGGAGACAAGCUGGAGAAGGAGAACUUUAUGCCUACAUGCCACCCCCGGAAGAUCAAGUUAAAAAUUUCUGUGACAGCAAUAAUAUUAUUUGUGAUCCAGUUUAUGGUAUAUCUGUUGGCAAUGGAACAUGGUCCUUUAAGACUGGACGAUGGGAAAACAUCGCACAGCAUAUACAUCUCAACAAACCCGGUCAUAAAGACGGUUACGCUAUCAUCUGGUAUAAUGGAAAGAAGGUUUACGAAAUUCACAACGUCAACUUCCGUAAUCACGACAACAUCAAAAUGCAGGGACUUUUCUUCUCGGUUUUCUUUGGCGGUGGUCAACCGAUAUGGGCUCCUACUGGUGAUUCAAAUAUCUACUUUAAGAACUUCAUACUGUCUUCACACGAAAAUGAGCCUCCACACUUAGUGGGUUAA